Messenger RNA from Hypanus sabinus (Atlantic stingray), 1190 nucleotides. RefSeq lists its product as uncharacterized. Lineage: Eukaryota; Metazoa; Chordata; Chondrichthyes; Myliobatiformes; Dasyatidae. The transcript has 10 exons. The record is from RefSeq and is a predicted model, not a curated record. Bases 180 to 1175 code for a protein of 331 amino acids.
GCGCUGGCGACAUCGCGCAUGCUCAGUGCGGGAAGGGCGGUGUUGUUUUUCGUUCUUUGUUGAAGCUGGUCGGCGGUGGGAUUGGGAUCGGGAGGGGGUUCCCACCCUCGCCCCCUGGGGCGGGGAGCCAGGGACAAUUUCCUUUCGAACAGCAAAAUCUGACCACAACUGUCCUCAACAUGGCUGAACGGACGGGUAGUGGAGGAGUUCCAGUGAUGUCAACAUCAAGAGAGGUCACGAGUCCGGGCUCAGUGAUCACCGAGCUCCUGGCAAGCUGUGACGAUUCCCAGCUGCUGCAGUUGACGGACUUCUACCGGGACAGGCUGGAGCAGGCGAUGGAAGGAGGGGUGCACGGAGUGAGUCUGGCGUUAACGGCCGAGAAUCAGUUCAGCGGAGAGGAACAUCGGAAAAUCUCUGAUCUCGCUGAUAAGGGAGAGCGGGCGGACAGUUCUAAACUCCUCCUGAGCCUGGUGAUGGAGAAAGGCUCCCGUGCCCGGAGGGUGAUGUGGGAAACCUUUGUGAAAAUGCGGAUUGGUGUCCCAAAGUUGGACAAAAUACUGAAAGAAGUACAGGAACAUGGUUGUGUUCUGGUCCAUCGACCCAUACCGGAGAUUCCCAGUGAGCUGAAAGACCAUCAAAAUCUGACCACAACUGUCCUCAAAUUGGCUCAAGGAGUGGGCAGGAGAGAAGUUCCAGUGAUGUCAAGAUCAGGAAAGGAUAUGGGUCCGAGCUCAGAGAUCACUGAGCUCUUGGCAAGCUGGAAUGAUUCCCAGCUGCUGCAGCUGACGGACUUCUAUCGGGACAGGCUGGAGCAGGCGAUGGAAGGAGGGGUGCACGGAGUGAGCCUGGCAUUAACGGCCGAGAAUCAGUUCAGCGGAGAGGAACAUCGGAAAAUCUCUGAUCUCGCUGAUAAGGGAGAGCGGGCGGACAGUUCUAAACUCCUCCUGAGCCUGGUGAUGGAGAAAGGCUCCCGCGCCCGGAGGGUGAUGUGGGAAACCUUUGUCAAAAUGCGGAUUGGUGUCCCAAAGUUUGACAAAAUACUGAAGGAAAUACAGAUGUAUGGUUCUGAUCCAUCCCAUCGAUCAAAUCCUACUCGAGGUUUACUCAAGAUUCUCAGUGAAUUGAAAGGAAGAUGCUCAACAGAAACACAAGGAGACUCUACGGGCACAAACUGAAAAACACGAUCCUGA